This is a messenger RNA of Pangasianodon hypophthalmus (striped catfish), 7778 nucleotides long. RefSeq names its product calcium channel, voltage-dependent, L type, alpha 1D subunit, a (gene cacna1da). The record is from RefSeq and is a predicted model, not a curated record. Gene Ontology annotation, molecular function: high voltage-gated calcium channel activity. NCBI's taxonomy places the organism in Eukaryota, Metazoa, Chordata, Actinopteri, Siluriformes, Pangasiidae. Gene Ontology annotation, biological process: calcium ion import across plasma membrane. The coding region runs from base 899 to 6934 and encodes 2011 amino acids. The transcript has 49 exons. Gene Ontology annotation, cellular component: membrane; voltage-gated calcium channel complex.
GAUGAUUAAUUUGUAUUUGUGUUCCUUAUUAUUGUCUCAUUUAUUGUAAUUUGUUCUUUUGGAAGAUGUGGAGCAUUUAUAUUGCAGGCUUACAUCAUGCACUUGAACAAAAACUAUUUCCAUGUAGGAAAAACCAGGAGGAAUUUCCCAGAGUGCAUGUUAAGAAUCAGUACUUCCUCAAAGGUUCGGUACUUCUGUCGAUUUCUGGGCCACGGACUGAACGAGGAAGGAUCGAGGAAUCGAGGAGGCAUGGAUUAGAGUUUUGGGAAGCGUCCCUGUGUCCACCAUCAGAUAUUAGCUCAAGGUGUUGAUUCACGUAGUAAACUUUUGACAUUAUGUCUCACUAACCGCUAAUCACUAGCAGGCAGUUGAGUUGCUACUGAAUAGGACACAAUAACAAAAAAAGUUCUGAUGUCUGUGAUUCGAUAGAAUACGUUCUAGGGUCCUGCCUGAUUUUAGACUGUAUUAUAAGAAAAAAAAAAUCACAGUUAUUACGCUGCAAAGUUGAUAAGUAGAAGAUAACCCGCUUUUAAACGUAUACCUAAUUUGGAUGCGUUGAAAUAGAUUUGUCUGCUAAAACGAAACUGCCAAAUCUCUGUAGUUAAGUGGUUUACAGACUCCAGAUAUUGAUGCUGCAAUAAAGAAAGUGUGUGAAACAGACAGCGGUGGAUAUUAAAUCCAGCUCAAGCAUUCACUAAAUGAAUUUGCGUUAUUAGAUCGGGCUCUGUUAAAGGUUUCUCUGAGUAAUACGCUGUUUUGUGUAAUAUUGUGUUUUCAUCUUUUAGCGUGAACAUUGUUACUGUUUGGCUUCAGGCUUUAAACAGAUAUUACGUUCCUUAACCGUAGCGCUUGCAGGCCAUUUGAUAUCUUUAUACUACUUGCUAUUUUUGCCAACUGCAUGGCCUUAGCCAUCUACGUCCCGUUUCCUGAAGACGACUCCAACUCGACCAAUCACGACCUGGAAUCAGUUGAAUAUGCCUUCCUCAUCAUUUUUACAGUUGAGACCUUCCUAAAGAUCAUAGCGUACGGGUUAGUCAUGCACCAGAACGCGUACGUCAGGAACGGCUGGAACAUGCUGGAUUUUGUCAUCGUCGUCAUUGGACUGUUCAGUGUUAUCCUAGAAGUUGUGACCAAAGAAGGGGGUCAGCAGGGAUCAGGAAGCCCCGCCCCCUCACACGGCCAUGGAGGCAAACCGGGAGGCUUCGACGUCAAAGCGCUGCGAGCCUUCAGGGUGCUGCGACCCCUUCGCCUGGUCUCAGGAGUACCUAGUUUACAGGUAGUGUUGAACUCCAUCAUUAAAGCCAUGGUUCCUCUUCUCCACAUCGCUCUGCUGGUCCUCUUCGUCAUCAUCAUCUACGCCAUCAUUGGCCUUGAGCUCUUCCUCGGCAAAAUGCACGCAACCUGCUAUAUAGUUGGGUCAGCUUUGAUAGCGGUGGACGACCCAGCUCCCUGUGCAAUAAACGGUAAUGGCCGUAUCUGCACCCUGAACAAUACAGAGUGCAGGGAAGGCUGGCAGGGUCCCAACGGCGGCAUCACCAACUUCGACAACUUCCUGUUUGCCAUGCUAACGGUGUUCCAGUGUAUCACUAUGGAGGGCUGGACAGACGUGCUGUACUGGACGAAUGAUGCGAUGGGGAUGGAGCUGCCCUGGGUCUACUUUGUGAGCUUGGUCAUCUUCGGCUCUUUCUUCGUCCUGAACCUUGUUCUGGGAGUGUUGAGUGGUGAGUUCUCUAAGGAGCGAGAGAAGGCGAAGGCCCGCGGAGAUUUCCAGAAGCUCCGUGAGAAGCAGCAGAUGGAGGAGGACCUGAAGGGCUACCUGGACUGGAUCACACAGGCCGAGGACAUCGACCCUGACAAUGAGGAUGAGGAGGAUGGGAGCAAACACAACCGGGUCACAAUCGCUGACAUCAUGAACAAGAAGAAGAAAGGGUUAGCCUGGUUCAGUCACUCUACUGACACUCACGCGAGUGCUCCGGCGAGCGAUACCGAAUCUGUCACCAUGGAGAAAGAUGACGAGAAAUGCUGUGGCGCUCUGUGUCAGAAAAUUUCCAAGUCAAAAUUCAGUCGGCGCUGGCGUCGCUGGAACAGGUUCUGCCGCAGGAAGUGCCGCUUGGCCGUGAAAUCUGUGCCGUUUUAUUGGCUCGUGAUCAUUUUGGUGUUCCUCAAUACGCUCACCAUUUCAUCAGAGCACUACAACCAACCAGAGUGGCUCACAGAAGUGCAGAGGGUGGCCAAUAGGGUGCUGCUGGCGAUGUUCACGCUGGAGAUGCUAGUGAAGAUGUACAGUCUGGGACUGCAGGCCUACUUUGUCUCACUCUUUAACCGUUUCGACUGUUUUGUCGUAUGCAGCGGAAUCAUAGAGACGAUCCUAGUGGAACAUGAAAUCAUGUCUCCACUCGGCAUCUCCGUGCUCCGCUGUGUACGACUCAUGAGGAUCUUUAAAGUUACACGUCGCUGGGCAUCUCUCAGUAAUCUGGUGGCAUCUCUGCUGAACUCAAUGAAGUCCAUCGCCUCGCUGCUGCUCCUGCUCUUCCUCUUCAUCAUCAUCUUCGCUCUGCUCGGGAUGCAGGUGUUCGGGGGCAAGUUCAACUUCGACACCAUACACAAAAAACGGAGCAGCUUCGACAACUUCCCCCAGGCCCUGCUGACCGUCUUUCAGAUUCUGACCGGUGAAGACUGGAACCAGGUGAUGUACGAAGGCAUCAAGGCGUAUGGCGGUCCUUCAUCAUCGGGAAUGAUCGUGUGUAUUUACUUCAUCAUCCUCUUCGUGUGUGGAAACUACAUCCUGCUGAACGUGUUCUUGGCCAUCGCCGUGGACAACCUGGCAGGCUCGAGAUCACUCGGUGCUUCAACGAAGCCAGUCGAUGUCAAGCAAGAUGAUGAAGAUGAAGAGUUCAAGGUUCCAGUUGAAGAUGAGAGGGAGAAUGCAGAAGAGGAGGAUGAAGGGGAGGUUCCAUCAGGGCCUCGUCCCACCAUCGCAGAGCUGGUGAGGAAAGAGAAGAUCGUACCGAUACCAGAGGGCACCGCCUUCUUCAUAUUCAGCAGGACAAACCCGCUUCGUGUUCUGUGCCACAAGAUAAUAAACCACCACCUCUUCACCAACCUCAUCCUCGUCUUCAUAAUGCUCAGCUCCGUCUCCCUCGCUGCUGAGGAUCCAAUCAGAAACCACUCUUUCCGCAAUAACAUACUUGGUUACGUUGACUAUGCCUUCACAGCUAUCUUUACUGUAGAGGUCAUGUUGAAGAUGAUGACGUUCGGAGCGUUUCUCCACAAGGGGGCGUUCUGCAGGAACUACUUUAACCUGCUUGACCUGCUGGUGGUCGGUGUGUCUCUGGUGUCAUUUGGGAUACAAUCUUCGGCGAUCUCUGUGGUGAAGAUUCUGCGUGUACUGAGAGUGUUGAGGCCCCUCAGAGCCAUCAACAGAGCCAAAGGACUUAAGAACGUGGUCCAGUGUGUGUUUGUGGCCAUCAGGACCAUCGGGAACAUCAUGAUCGUCACAACGCUGCUCCAGUUCAUGUUUGCCUGUAUCGGAGUGCAGCUCUUCAAGGGGAAAUUUUUCCGCUGCAAUGACGAGGCCAAAUCAACCUCGGAGGAGUGCAAGGGCACAUAUAUCUUUUUCAAAGACGGAGACAUGAAUAAUCCCACCAUCCAGAAACGUCACUGGCACAACAGCGACUUCAACUUCGACAAUGUGCUCAUGGCCAUGAUGGCGCUCUUCACCGUGUCCACGUUUGAGGGCUGGCCGGCGCUUCUGUACAAGGCCAUCGACUCGAACAAGGAGAACUUUGGUCCUAUCUACAAUUACCGUGUGGAGAUCUCCAUUUUCUUCAUCAUCUACAUCAUCAUCAUCGCCUUCUUCAUGAUGAACAUCUUCGUGGGUUUCGUCAUCGUGACGUUUCAGGAGCAGGGAGAGAAAGAGUAUCGGAACUGUGAACUGGACAAGAACCAGCGCCAGUGUGUGGAGUACGCACUUAAAGCCCGACCUCUGAGGCGCUACAUCCCUAAAAACCCCUAUCAGUACAAGUUCUGGUACGUGGUGAACUCCACAGCCUUCGAGUACAUCAUGUUUGUCCUCAUCAUGCUCAACACGAUCUGCCUGGCUGUGCAGCACUACGGGCAGUCUAAGGCGUUUAACUACGUGAUGGAUAUCCUGAACAUGGUGUUCACUGCAGUCUUUACUGUGGAGAUGGUCCUCAAACUGAUCGCCUUCAAACCCAAGCUGUUUGUUCCGAAGAAGGAAAGAACACUUGGUUAUGUUGAAGACCCGUGGAACACGUUCGAUGCUCUGGUGGUGAUCGGGAGCAUAGUUGACAUUGCGCUCACUGAGGCUGAUCCCGCGGAGGGGGAAGAGUUGCCGCCCACAGAGGCUCCACAGGUGGAUGAGUCAGGGAAUGCAGAAGAAAGCUCUCGCAUCUCCAUUACCUUCUUUCGGCUGUUCAGAGUGAUGCGAUUGGUCAAGCUGCUCAACAGAGGGGAGGGAAUUCGUACCCUCCUGUGGACCUUCAUCAAGUCCUUCCAGGCUUUGCCAUACGUCGCUCUGCUGAUCGCCAUGAUGUUCUUCAUCUACGCCGUCAUCGGCAUGCAGAUAUUUGGGAAGAUAGCCAUGGUAGAGGGUACACAAAUCAACCGGAACAACAACUUCCAGACUUUUCUGCAAGCUGUGCUUCUGCUGUUCAGAUGUGCGACAGGUGAAGCGUGGCAGGAGAUCAUGCUGGCGUGUUUGUCCGGGAAACUCUGUGACCCAGAGUCGGACUAUAAUCCUGGAGAGGAGAUGACCUGCGGCAGCGGCUUCGCAAUUGUCUACUUCAUCACAUUCUACAUGCUUUGUGCAUUCCUGAUCAUUAACUUGUUCGUGGCCGUCAUCAUGGACAACUUUGACUACCUGACUCGUGAUUGGUCGAUCUUGGGACCACAUCACCUCGACGAGUUUAAGAGGAUAUGGUCCGAAUAUGAUCCAGAAGCCAAGGGCAGAAUAAAACAUUUAGAUGUAGUGACGCUACUGCGGCGCAUUCAGCCUCCGCUUGGCUUCGGAAAGCUGUGUCCUCACAGAGUAGCAUGCAAGCGUCUAGUGGCCAUGAACAUGCCCCUGAACAGUGAUGGCACCGUGAUGUUUAAUGCCACACUGUUUGCACUGGUCAGGACUGCACUGAAGAUCAAAACAGAUGGUAAUUUGGAGCAGGCAAAUGAGGAGCUGCGAGCCGUCAUUAAAAAGAUCUGGAAGAGGACCAGCAUGAAGCUGCUUGACCAAGUGGUGCCCCCUGCUGGUGAUGAUGAGGUAACCGUGGGGAAGUUCUAUGCCACCUUUCUGAUACAGGACUACUUUAGGAAAUUCAAGAAACGCAAAGAAGAAGGACUGGUAGGAGUGCAUCCUACACAGAACAACACGGCCAUCACGCUGCAGGCUGGUCUCCGCACGCUGCAUGAUAUUGGGCCCGAAAUCCGCCGUGCCAUAUCAUGUGACCUCCAGGAUGAGGAGCUAGUAGACUUUAUACCUGAGGAGGACGAGGAGAUUUAUAGGCGAAACGGUGGCCUUUUCGGCAAUCACAUUAACCACAUCAACGGCGACCCCCACCGAGGUUCCGGGCAUCAGACCAACGCCACGCAGCGCCCCCUGCAGGUUCAUCCUCCCCCGCACUACGCCGACAUGGAACAGCCCGUGGGCCGGCUGGACCGCGCCAACGCCAUGGCCCAACAUAAUCAUCAUCACCACCAUCAUCAUCAUCACAAUCACCACAAUUCUUACAGCAAGUCACCCAAGUCCACCAACAUCAAUCUGAACAAUGCUAACAUGUCCAGCCUGCCCAAUGGAGGCCAUAAUCGUUACUACCAGCAUGUCCCGGCGAACGGAUACACCGGAUCGUACUACCCAGGGGAAUAUGAAAAGCCCAGGACGCCACAUGGACAGAGAAGGCGCUACUAUGAGACCUAUAUUAGGUCGCGUGGCAGCAUCAGGCGCCAACCCACUAUUCGUCGCGAGGAAGAGAUUGAGGAAGACCGCUAUUCUGGGGAGUACUACAGCGGAGAAGAGUUUUAUGAAGAAGACGGCAUGCUGUCAGGAGACAGGUAUCCCAGCAGCGAUCAGGAGUACGAGACUCCCCGUGGCUACCAUCAUCCCGACAGUUACUAUGACGAUGACGAGCAGCCCCUAUACCACGACUCAUAUAGGUCACCAAAGAGACGGCGGCUUCCUCCCACACCACAAGGCAACCGGAGGCCAUCUUUCAACUUUGAGUGUCUGCGCAGACAGAGCAGUCAGGAUGAGCUUCCUCGCCAGCGGACUGCUCUUCCGCUCCAUUUAAUGCAACAUCAGGUGAUGGCAGUAGCAGGGCUUGACUGGAGUAGAGCUCACGGACUCUCGCCUACUCGCUCCACUCGUUCAUGGGCCACGCCUCCUGCCACGCCUGCCAGUAAAGACCGCACCCCCUACUACACACCGAUGAUCCGCGUGGACCGCCCGCACCGGGACAGCAUGGGUGGCAGCUACUGCUCGGUGAGGAAGAGCUCGUGGUACACAGAUGAGCCGGAGUACCAGCAGAGCACCUACUCACCGGUGCACCUGCAAAUCCCACAUGAGUACCGGAACCAGUACCACCAGAAGAGAGGCAGCGCCACCAGCCUUGUGGAGGCGGUUUUGAUAUCAGAAGGACUGGGCAGAUACGCUAAGGACCCAAAGUUUGUGGCGGCUACAAAGCAUGAGAUCGCGGACGCCUGCGAUAUGACCAUCGACGAGAUGGAAAGUGCGGCGACCCACCUGCUGAACGGCGGAGUCAUGCCCAGGGUCAACGGGGUUCACGUUUACCCAGUCAUGAGUCAAAUAGAGUACGAUGUGCAGGACGUUUCGGCCAACUACAGCGACGAAGAGCCAGAACCCGAAUCCCGGCCUCGUUACGAGGAGGACUUGGCGGACGAAAUGAUAUGCAUCACCACAUUAUAGCGUCUGGUUAGCAGCCAAAGCUAAUGGACUUAGUUGUCACACAAAACCGAAAUGCAUCUAUUGGCUUAUAACCAAAAGAAGUGCCUUCCUUUCCAGUGGAGUAGAAAGGCACCAGGAGUAAGGACACGCUUGCCCCGCCUACUCUCUCCCUAUUGGUCAAGGUGCAUAUCCAUCACCGGGUGGGGUGGGUGGGUGUUAACUUUGCCAGGAAACAGUGCUCCACUCUGUUGGACUUCUGAUGGUGAUGCUUUGCAGCUCAAGUCUGUGCUGAACUGUGACUGGUCGCUUGUGCUGUCACUGCAGGCUACGGCCCAAUGAGCAGCGACCGUCGGUAUUUUCUCCAAGGUGAUGACAAUCAGAUUAAAAAUGUCAUUACCUCAGUCACUUUAUUAAGGGUUUUUGCAUAUCACGCAUGUUUUCAAUGCAAGCUAAGUAAGGCAUAUCUCCCCGUAGAGGCUUUAGUUUCAAUUGAUUAAUUAAAGGUUGAUGAGAAUUAUUAACUCUUUAGAUAACUAACACCAAUAAGACCAUUCUGGACUUAAGAAUAAGAAGAGAUCUUAUUGCAUUUUAAAAAUCUGGAAAUUAGUUACCUUUUUUCUUGAAAAAGAUUGCAGCGUUUGUGUUGAAUGCACUAGCAGGCAGGUUAUUUUUUUAACUCUAGGUUUAGCCUGUUUGGGCUUUCAUAAAUUACUAUGCUGUAAAUUAAUUGUAAUAUAAAAUAUAAAGAAACUUUGGAAAGAGACAUUUUGUAAUUAUGUACUGUAGGAAAAAGGAAUCAGCAAUAUUGAUCCUAAUUGAUGUUACUGUAUUAUGGAGAGAAAAAAAAAAUUGUGUGAAUUUAUUA